Molecule: messenger RNA, 1029 nt
Organism: Brassica oleracea var. oleracea
Lineage: Eukaryota; Viridiplantae; Streptophyta; Magnoliopsida; Brassicales; Brassicaceae
Product: short-chain dehydrogenase reductase 2a
Exons: 2
Coding region: 74-964 (296 amino acids)
Molecular function (GO): oxidoreductase activity, acting on the CH-OH group of donors, NAD or NADP as acceptor
Source: RefSeq, a predicted model, not a curated record
CAAUUCUCCCUCUCUUAACCCUUUGGUUAAAAAAAAAGUUCUCCCUAUCUAACUCACUCACUAAAAACCCGGCAUGCCGGCCCAAGUGAUCCCUGACCAUACCUUUCAAUCCAUCCACGAGACCAUGAUGGAGGAGACUAAUUCAACUUUAUUUCAUAAAAGGUUGGAAGGAAAAGUAGCCAUCAUAACCGGAGGCGCACAUGGAAUCGGCAAAGCCACCGUCCAGCUAUUCGCGAGACACGGUGCCACGGUGGUGAUCGCUGACGUGGACGCCACCGCCGGCUCUUUCCUAGCUAAAUCUCUCUCAGCAUCCCAAGUCGCCUUUAUAAGCUGCGAUGUCUCGGUAGAAGCUGACGUGGAAAACUUAGUGAACCUUACCGUGGCACGGUUCGGCCGGCUCGACAUUCUAUUCAACAACGCAGGAGUUCUCGGUGACCAGAAGAAACACAAAAGCAUACUAGACUUCAACGCUGAAGAGUUCGACCAAGUGAUGCGUGUGAACGUGCGAGGCGUAGGUCUCGGCAUGAAACACGCGGCAAGUGCCAUGAUCAAGAGAGGGUUUAAAGGUUGCAUAAUCUCGAUGGCGAGUGUGGCCGGUGUGAUGGGUGGAAUGGGGCCACACGCUUACACAGCGUCGAAACAUGCGAUCGUUGGACUGACCAAGAACGCAGCUUGUGAGCUAGGUAAGUAUGGGAUUAGGGUUAACUGCAUAUCGCCGUUUGGAGUUGCCACGUCGAUGCUGGUGAACGCGUGGCGGAAGGGUGACGUGGGAGAUGGUGAUGAGGUGGAGGAGAUGGAGGAGUUUGUGAGGAGUUUGGCUAAUUUAAAAGGAGAGACGUUGAGAGCCACGGAUAUAGCUGAAGCGGCGUUAUAUUUAGCGAGUGAUGAGUCAAAGUAUGUUAAUGGACAUAACCUUGUCGUUGACGGUGGUGUUACGACUGCGAGAAACUGUGUUGGUUUGUGAUGAUCUUUUUCCUUUUUUUUCUAAUUGAUCUGCUAAUUGACUGAAUUUGGUAAAUCUUUUUCUGU